UUAUUUUAUGCUGUCCAUCGUCAAAUUGUGUCCAUAUUGUGCAUCUUGAAAAAAGAAGAUUCCUUAUAGUGACCCGGACGUUCGCUACACUCGAAAAGGCUUAAUUGUGGGUUUAGCCUACAGAUGAUACCAAUAUAUUGGAACAAUUUAAGUCCCGACGGGAGUAUAAUUCUAGAAUUGUUCAAUAGGCUUAGUACAUGUAGACGUUAAAAUUAGGCAAAUGUCUACAAGCAAGGAAUGUUUGUCUUUUCUGGGUAACUAAUUGACUACAAUAAAUGAAUGCAGCCAAUAUAAAUAAAAAAUCUUGAACCAGUAACAAAAAAAAAAAGGAAGUAAAAAAAGUAACAAAACAAAAAAAUGUCAAAAGAGAAGUGAAACUGUUUCAAACUCAAACGACAUUUUAAAGACAGAGGACAACGAGGAUGCAGUAAAAAAGGGAUUAAAUUGGAUAAAAGAACGGAGUCUUGCAUCAAGAGCCGAGCAGGACAGGAGACAGGGCUGGGGGGCACACAGGUUCUGUGAUGGCUGAGCAGAUCGUGGGGAUUCUGGAUGAGCUGAAAGGAGAAGAAUUUGAAAGGUUCACAUUUUAUUUGAAUGAUGAGGUGCUACAAGGAUGUGGACCCAUUCCACAGGGCCAACUGGAAGGCAAAAAUGUGACAGGUGUUGUGCAGCUGAUGAAGAGUUUCUAUGAUAACAAUAUGGUGAAGAUUACACUGGAGAUCUUAAAGAAAAUUGAUCGAAAUGACCUUAUUCAGAGACUGGAGAGCAAUCCUAAAAUGGAUGAAUCUGUAAAAAGAGCCCAAGAUGACCUGAAAACUCAUCUCAGGAGGAAGUGUCAAUGCAUGUUUGAACAUGGCCACCGAAUCCUCCUCAAUAAGAUCUAUACAGAGCUCUACAUCACAGAGGGGGGAAGUGGGGAGGUCAAUAAUGAACAUGAGGUCAGACAGAUUGAGACAGCAUCCAAGAAACAAACCACACAGGAGACUGCAAUCCUCUGCAAUGACAUCUUUAAGCCCUUACCUGGACAAGAGAAACCCAGAACUGUGCUUACAAAGGGCAUUGCUGGCAUUGGGAAAACUGUGUCUGUGCAGAAGUUCAUUCUGGACUGGGCAGAAGGAAAAGCCAAUCAGGACAUUGAUUUCAUCUUCACUCUUCCUUUCCGAGAUCUGAAUUUGGAGAAGGAAAGAGCAUUCAGUCUGAUGCAACUUCUGCAGCACUGCUUUCCACAAAUGAAAGAGAUCAAAAGUGUUGAAGGUGAUGAAGUCAAAAUGAUGUUUAUCUUUGAUGGUCUGGAUGAGUGUCGACUUCCUCUAGAUUUCCAAAGCAAAGCGAUCUGCCGUGAUGUAACAGAGUCAUCAUCAGUGGGUGUACUGCUGACCAACCUCAUUAAGGGAAAUCUGCUUCCCUCUGCUCUCCUCUGGAUCACCUCCCGACCAGCAGCAGCCAGUCAUAUCCCUCCUGAGUACGUCCACCAGGUGACAGAGGUACGAGGGUUCAAUGACCCACAGAAAGAGGAGUACUUCAGGAAGAUAAUCAAAGAUGAGAACCAGGCCAGCAGAAUUAUCUCACACAUAAAGUCAUCCAGAAGUCUCUACAUCAUGUGUCACAUACCAGUCUUCUGCUGGAUUUCUGUUCGUGUUCUAGAGACAAUUUUGAGUAAAGCAGAGAAUGGAGAUCUGCCCAAAACUCUGACUGAAAUGUACACACACUUCCUGCUCAUUCAGACUAAUGUGAAGAAUAAGAAGUAUCAUGGCACUGAUGAGACAAAACCAGAGAUCUCAGAGUCAGAUACAGAAAUCAUCCUGAAACUGGGGCAGCUGGCUUUUCUACAGCUGGAAAAGGGCAACCUGAUAUUCUAUAAAAAAGACCUCACAGAGAGUGGCAUUGUUGCCAGUGAAGCUUCAGUGUACUCUGGGGUGUGCACAGAGAUCUUCAAAAAGGAGUGUGGGUUGUAUCAGGAGAAGGUCUACUGCUUUGUGCAUCUGAGCAUUCAGGAGUAUCUGGCUGCCUUGUUUGUGUUUCAAACUUGUGUAAAUGAGAACAGAAAUGCACUCCAAGCAAAAAAAUAUCGCAGUGACAGAGUGCAGCUGUCUGAAUUACACAGGAGUGCAGUGGAUCAGGCCUUAGAGAGUAAGAAUGGACACCUGGACCUUUUCCUCCGAUUCCUGCUUGGCCUCUCUCUGGACUCCGUUGAGACUUUCUUAAGACGCAAAAGAAAUCCCAUUGUUACAUUCUUUCAAAGACUAAGGACACAGCCAGAAAGCAGAUCAGAGAGCAUUGAGAAAACAGUCCGGUACAUUAAGGAGAGGAUCAGAGAGGAAUCUUCAGCAGAGAGGACCAUCAAUCUGUUUCACUGUCUCAAUGAACUGAAUGACAACUCUCUAGUGCAGGAAAUCCAGAAUUCCCUGAGAUCAGGAAAACUUUUUGAUAAAAAGCUGGAACCAGACCAGUGUUCAGCGCUGGCCUUUGUGUUACUGAUGUCAGAGGAGAUCCUGGAUGAGUUUGACUUGAAGACCUACAACACAUCAGCAGCAGGUCAUCAGAGACUGCUACCAGUAAUCAGGAACUGCAGGAAGGCCAUACUGAACAGCUGUGACCUCACAGAGAAGUGCUGCAAUAUUGUGGCCUCAGCUCUCCAGUCAUCAAACUCACCCCUGAGAGAUCUGGACCUCAGCUACAAUAACCUGGGAGAUUCAGGAGUGAAGUUGCUCUGUGCUGGACUGAUGAGUCCAGGCUAUGAACUACAUAGACUGGGGUGAGUAGUGCUGUGUACUGUGUGACUUUAAAUAAAUAGAAUUUGUGAUGAUGUGUGUAAGAGUGUGAAUUUUAUCACCAGGUGGAAAACAACCUCACUAAUUUUCAGAACCUGUAACCUGAAUGUUUACGUGUGAAUGCAAGUUAGCGUAUAAGCACAUUAACAGGGGUGUGCUCAUAUGAAAUGAUGGGCAGCAAGACAUUGUACCCUGGAGAGACUAUCUACUGCUGCCAGGCAUUCGUUCAAGUGUUCUGUGACAUCAAGACCUUCAAUCAUAGGAAUCCAGGAAUCUAAAAAUAACAACUAAUUAAGGCUUACCCCAUCUGGGUGAAGAGACUAAUCUAAAUCUAAAUAUCCCAGGGCAUGACCUCUGUAUUAUUUUAUUGAAUGACAUUCAGAUCCAUCUGGUCACUGACUCUAACAGCGACCCCAGAGGAGCUGCACAUCCUGCUAGUGAAACUAACAAUAUGCCCAGUGAGUAACCCAGUUAAGGUGUUACCUCAAAACUUUAAGUUACUGUCGUAACCCCAAUUCUCUGAAAUACAGAGUGGAGAGAUCCACCUAUGGGGAAUGACAACCAGUCAUGACUUGUGUAGAAGCAUCCAAUUGCACCAAGUGUGGCUCUGACAGACAGUAGCAUGUCCAAUGCGAAAGGAGGCUACUGCCCUCCUGGAAGAGCACAUAGAACACUGCAGUGUUACUACUCUUCAGUGACCAUAUUCACUUCUCAUGCGCGGCAAGCAGGGCAGUCUUGGUGGAUCUCUCCACCAGGGUUAAAACAGUAACCUAAAGUUCUCUUUCAUCAUCUCGUGUUUGAGAUCCACCUAUGGGGAGAUACGGACAACUCCCUGAUUGCCUUAUGCUCACAGCUGAGAUGCUGUCAGUCCAGCAAGGGAUACCUCCUCCCCUGAGAAGAGGGUGGUGUCUGGGACAUCCCGUGUAGGGAAGUACUAAACACAUUCCACUGCCCAAAGCUAUAGCCAGGUCCCGGGAACAAUGUGAAGUACUACAACCCAUAGCAGAUGAGGGGAGAUGUGUUUGCCUCACACAGAGCUCACCCCCAGAACUGAAUGGGGUACUGGCCUCCUGGUGACGUUCAGGCGGUAGAACCUAGCAAAAGUAUAUGGAGAAACCCAGGCUGCGGCUGAAUAAAUUUCCUGCAAGGAUACCCCAUGGAAUAUGGCCCACGAUCCAGCCAUGCCCCUCGUAGAAUGAGCCCUCAGGCCCAAGGGGGGCAUUAUCCUCUUUGAAUCAUAUG
This is a messenger RNA of Anguilla rostrata (American eel), 4013 nucleotides long. RefSeq names its product protein NLRC3-like. The transcript is spliced from 5 exons. NCBI's taxonomy places the organism in Eukaryota, Metazoa, Chordata, Actinopteri, Anguilliformes, Anguillidae. The record is from RefSeq and is a predicted model, not a curated record. Gene Ontology annotation, biological process: regulation of apoptotic process; intracellular signal transduction. Bases 522 to 2759 code for a protein of 745 amino acids. Gene Ontology annotation, molecular function: protein binding.